AUGGAAAAAAGCGAGAAACAAGGGACACAGGGUAAAAAGGAGAAAAAGCGAGAAAGACAAGUGGAACAAUGUAGUGGAAAAGAGUACGGAACAUUAGAAGAGACACAGGACAAGGAAAAAAAAAAAAACAGCGAAGAAAAAAAGAAAAAAAAAGAGAGAAAAGUAGAAGAAGGAAAAAGAGAACAACAGCAAGAGGAGCAAGAAGAAAAAGAGCAACAAGAUGAGAAGUAG
Messenger RNA from Ambispora gerdemannii, 231 nucleotides. The record is from the annotation of a GenBank genome assembly. Lineage: Eukaryota; Fungi; Glomeromycota; Glomeromycetes; Archaeosporales; Ambisporaceae.